AUGAAAUUCAAAAACCAAACAGCAGUUUCAGAUUUCCUACUCCUGGGACUGACAGAUGACCCACAACUUCAGCCUCUUAUCUUCAGCCUGUUUCUGGUUAUCUACCUGGUCACCAUCCUGGGAAAUGUGCUCAUCGUUCUGGCAGUAAGAUCUGACUCCCAUCUCAACACCCCCAUGUAUUUCUUCCUCUCCAACUUGUCCCUUAAUGACAUCUGUUUAAGCACAACCACCAUCCCAAAUAUGCUGAUGAGCAUCCAAACACAGGAUCAGAGCAUCACCUACAUAGGGUGCCUCUCUCAGAUGAGCAUUGUCUUGAUUUUGGGUAAUUUAGAAAAUUGUCUCCUUGCAGUGAUGGCCUAUGACCGCUAUGUGGCUAUUUGUCAUCCCCUGAGGUACCUUGUAAUCCUGAAUUCCUGCUUCUGUAUCCUGUUGGUUUUGUUCUCCUUGCUCAUUAGCACUGUGCACACCCUGCUCCACACUCUGAUGGCAUUGAGGCUGUCCUUCUGCACAGACCUUCAGAUCCCUCACUUCUUCUGUGAACUCGCUCAGAUCAUCAAGCUCGCCUGUUCUGAUACCUUAGUCAAUACCCUUUUGAUAUAUUUAGUAGGUUUUGUAUUUGCUGGUGUUUCUUUCUUUGGGAUUAUUUUCUCUUAUAUACAAAUUGUCUCCUCUAUUUUGAGGAUCCCAUCAGUGGGGGGAAGGUGUAAAGCUUUUUCUACCUGUGCAUCUCAUCUCUCAGUGGUGACCUUGUUCUAUGGGACAGCUUUUAUAGUGUACUUGAGUUCUACUGUUAUGGACUCUCCCAUUAAGAAUAUAGUGGCUUCAGUGAUGUACACUGUGAUCCCACAAAUGCUGAACCCCUUUAUCUACAGUUUGAGAAACAGAGAAAUGAAAGUCGCUUUGAGGAAGCUUAUCCCUGCAAUACCUCUUCUCUAG
This is a messenger RNA of Fukomys damarensis (Damara mole-rat), 936 nucleotides long. RefSeq names its product olfactory receptor 7G2-like. Gene Ontology annotation, biological process: G protein-coupled receptor signaling pathway. Bases 1 to 936 code for a protein of 311 amino acids. The record is from RefSeq and is a predicted model, not a curated record. The transcript has a single exon. Gene Ontology annotation, molecular function: olfactory receptor activity; G protein-coupled receptor activity. NCBI's taxonomy places the organism in Eukaryota, Metazoa, Chordata, Mammalia, Rodentia, Bathyergidae. Gene Ontology annotation, cellular component: membrane.